Messenger RNA from Aspergillus pseudonomiae, 1527 nucleotides. RefSeq lists its product as uncharacterized. The transcript has a single exon. The record is from RefSeq and is a predicted model, not a curated record. Bases 118 to 1158 code for a protein of 346 amino acids. Lineage: Eukaryota; Fungi; Ascomycota; Eurotiomycetes; Eurotiales; Aspergillaceae.
GCUGAGAAGCGCGGCACGGGUAUUUAUCGAAGACCAUAGAGGGUCCGCUGUACCCCGCUUCACUUUUCUUGCAGCCAAGAGUCAGUCAUCAAGUCAACACGUCAAGGAGCAGUCGCUAUGCUAUCGUUAUUGGAUCUCCCCCUCGAGCUUCGGGAACUCAUCAUCGAGCUGGUUUUGAAUAGCCAGCGCAUGCCGCCUGCAGCACCAUCCCAAUCCAACCGAGGGGAUUUCCGUGACAUCAAGUACAGGGCAUGGCGCCAUGACAUCUAUUACGAGCGACGGCAAAGCCACUGUCCCAACAACGCGAGUGGCCUCAUCCUGACCAACCACCAGCUCUCGGAGGAGACUCUGGCAGCCCUGGACCGCAUCUCGUCUACGCCAUACAUCCUGGACCUAUCGGUCCUCCAUGAGGUCGAGCUGUACCCCACCUGGCUGUCUGUGCCGCGACUCACGCACCGAGUCUCGACGCUACUUGUCAACGUCCGUCUCUUUGGCCAUAUUCUGUCGCGCGCCGCCGCUCGCUCCCAAGUUGGGGCCGGUGGUCAUCUAGGAUUCCAAUGGAGCUUCUACGCCUUGCUCGAGCGGUUCCUCCGGUAUGGGCCCGUGGAUGAAAAAACAAGCCGAAGAGAAGUGGGUCCCUCCUCCGCAAGUCCCAUGUACGCCGACCGGGAUGUGACCGUGAAGACACUAGUGCUCGACUUCCAGUCCGCAGAAUCAGAACUCUCCUUCCCACCGGACGAAGUCGACUACCCCUGGUGGCGUGAUCGCCAUCACCUGCGGGAUCCUCUUCCUGGAACCCAGACUGGAGUCGCUUUUGAGUUGUCUAACCACAAGGCCCGGCCCGAAUGGUUCGCAAAAUAUCUGUUAGGGUAUAUCUAUGGCCUUCUCGGGAUGGGUUACCACACGGCAGAAUAUGGCAAGAUCCUCUACGAGCGGAUUGGAACUAUCAAGGUUCUCGUGAAUGGGGAGCCGAACGCGGAGAUUGAUCUCGCCGGUCCAUUGGCACGCCUGCACUUCUCUCACGUGCGAGAUACAUUCGGCCAUGUCUCAACAGAGAGGCGACUGUCGGCAUUUUGGGAUUGGAAGAAGGAGACCUUAGCACGAAGGGAACAGCUGGGAUUCCGGGUGGUGUGGCUGCAUGAUCCCGACUUUGCGUAAGCAUUCGUGAGAAAUAUCUCAAUGUAUCAAUGUACUUAAGCAAAUGGUGAAACGUGCAUAGCCGUGGUGUUGUUUAGCGCAACUUCAGCUAUUUAUAGGCAUUGGGAUUCAGGCAUAGACCUUACCUUCAAUCGAUCUGGAGGCUGCUCCCUGGCCAUACAUUUCAGUCCGCUUCCAUGCGCUUCUUGUAGAUGGGUCGUCGUACCCCACAGAAGAUGUCUAAGAAAGAAGCCGAAUUUCUAUUUAGAUUUCAUGUGUCCAAAGAUUAAAGUUCGUAGAGAUACCUAUAACCGACCCCUACACCAGUUCUGCGGUCAGUGAUAGAUAUUCAGCAGCUGCCAGGACAAGGAUCGCGUGCGCGCAUACCGC